Messenger RNA from Scheffersomyces amazonensis, 3740 nucleotides. Its product is annotated as mRNA-binding protein. The coding region runs from base 22 to 3648 and encodes 1208 amino acids. The record is from RefSeq and is a predicted model, not a curated record. Lineage: Eukaryota; Fungi; Ascomycota; Pichiomycetes; Serinales; Debaryomycetaceae. The transcript has a single exon.
UAACCAUUAAGAUUAAGUAAUAUGUCAUUGGAAACGAGUUCUGAUGGAUUGUCUGAAGACACUUUUGUCUUAGACGAUAAAUUGGCCAGAAUUAGAACUCAAAUUAAUUCCAAGUUGGAUAAUCAAAAGCAUUUAGCCUUAAUUUUAUCAGCCGUUGAAGAGAACAUAGAAGAACAAAAAAAUGAAAAGACUCCUGUUGCUUAUUUCGUAUCAUUUUUAUCGUUAUUAAAUCAAUCUGUUAAAGAUGAUGUUAUUGUGGAUUCAGGAUUAGCAACUACCACGGCAUACUUUUUAGAUCUUGUUCUUCCAUUUACUCCUAAACCACUUUUAAAAGCUAAAUUUAGUGAAAUUUUAACUAAAUUAGCUCCUGCGCUUACAAAUCCUGAAUCAGAAGCUCCAUUAAUUAGAUCUACUAUUGGAGCUUUAGAAUCAUUAUUAUUAGCUCAAGAUAAUCAACAAUGGAAUUCAAAUGGUAAUAUUUCUCCAAAGAGAGCCUUUGUAGGUUUAUUAGAAUUAUCCUUUGAUCCUCGUCCUAAAGUUAGAAGAAGAGCUCAAGAUUCAGUUAAUAAAAUUUUAUCAAAUCCACCACCUUCUCCAUCCCCAGCUCAUUCUGUUUCUUCAUUAGCAGGAGAUAUUUCAUUAACCAAGUUAACUUCUUUAAUUGAAGAAUCUAGAAAAAAUAAAACAAGUAAUAAAGAAUUAAAUUCUCAAAUCAUUCAUUGUUUACAAUUAAUUGGUUCUAUUACUUCUUCAAAUUCAUGGCCCGUUAAUAAAAUUGAACCAUUAUGUGAUAUAUUGUUGGAAAUUUCCAAGACUUCAGAUCAAUAUUUAGUUUCUGCUGCUUUCUCAGCAUUUGAAGGUUUAUUUAAAUCAAUGGCAGAUGUAAUUAAUUUAGAAAAAUUUUCAAAUGUUUUAAAUAUCAUUUUUGAUUUAAAACCUUCCAAGAACGAUACCCAUUUAGCAGCAUCAUGGUUAGCAGUAGUUGCUAAGGCUUUGGAAUGUUUUGGUAAAUCAUCUCCACAAGACGCAAUUCGUCGUAUUCCUCAAUACUUUCCUAUAAUAUCAGAAUUCUUAUCUAGUGAAUCUCAAGAUAUUUAUAGUUCUGCAUCACAAUGUUUAAUUGCAAUAAUUACUGAAGUUAUUCCUGAUAAUUAUUUAUUAAAUCCAGGUACUGUGGAAGAAGUUACUGAAGAAAUAUAUGAAUUAAUGGAUGAUACAAUCACUUAUUUAGCAGAAUAUAUUGAAAAGGAAUUACUUUCAAUUAAAUUUCAAUAUGCUACAAAAGAUAUUCUUGAAUUCAUUAGUGCUACUAUUUUGAAAUUAAGAACUCGUUGUAAUCCUGAUUUCUUAGGAAUAGUUGGUGUUGUGGGUGAAUGGAGAACAAAUGAAACUGAUCAAUUCCCAUAUAAUACAGAAGCUGAUAAUGUUAUUGCUGCUUCAAUAAGUACUAUGGGACCAGAUGUUGUAUUAGGAGUUUUACCAUUAAAUUUAAGUAAUGGUAAUCUGCAAGGUAGAGCAUGGCUUUUACCUUUAUUAAGAGACAAUGUCAGAUUUACUGAUUUAAACUAUUAUAAGAAAUCUAUCUUACCAAUUAUAGAAUUUUUUGAAAGUAAAAUCAGUGCUAGUAGUAACAAAGAAUCAGUCAAUGUUAAAAUCUUCCAAACUAUUGUCGACCAAAUUUGGAGUUUAUUACCUCAUUUCUGUGAUUUACCAAAGGAUUUAAUUGUUGCAUUUGAUGAUUCAUUUGCUGCUCAUUUAUCUGAUUUAAUGUAUUCAAGAGUUGAAUUAAGAGUUCCUAUUUGUCAUGCUUUGAGAUUAUUGGUAGAAUCUAAUCUUGCCUAUCGUGAAGGAGCUUUAGAAGAUGAUUUAUUAACUAUUCAAGAAUUCCCAAUAAGUCAAGCAGUAAAGAAUUUAGAAUAUCUUUCAACAAAAGCUUCUAACAUAUUAUCUGUUUUAUUUAAUGUUUAUUCUUCAACCUUACCAGAAUCUAGAGGUUUUGUUUUAGAAACAAUCGAUAGUUAUUUACAAGUUAUGUCUAAUGAAGAUUUAGAAAUUACAUUUAAUAAAGUUUGUGGUUUGUUUAAAACUUCAUUGGAUCAAGAAGCUAGUCAAGAGAAAUCAAAACAUGAUAAUUCUCCAAAGUUGAGUGUUACUAUGAUGGAUUUAAUUGUUGCUAUGGCUAAGUAUGUUCCUGAAACAUCUUAUAAUGCAUUAUUUACUAUAUUUUCUGGAACUGUUACUUCUGGACAAGAUGCAUUAACUCAAAAGAGAGCUUAUAGAAUUAUUUCUAAAUUAUGUGAAACUGAAAAAGGUAAAGUAGCCAUAAGAGGAUUUAUUAAUGAAAUUGAAAGAGUCUUUAUCGAAACUACUGAAGGGACUCAUAGUUCUGCUCGUGCUUCAAGAUUAAAUGCUAUUCUGGAAAUCUUAGAUUUGUUACCUGAAACUGAUCUUUACUUCAUUCCAGCAACUUUACAAGAAAUUAUUAUUUCUACCAAGGAUGUCAAUGAAAGAACUCGUGAAUUAUCAUAUACUAUCUUAAUCAAAAUGGGUAAUGCUAUGUUAAAAGGAGGUGUUGUAGAAAAUUCUAAAGUUCCAGGAUUCCCAGAAGAUUCACCAAAUACUGAAGCUAAUAUUACAGAAUAUUUAACUAUGGUAAGUGCCGGUUUGGCUGCUCAAGCUCCGCAUAUGAUUUCUGCUACUAUUACUGCUAUUUCAUGUCUUAUGUUUGAAUUUAAAGAUAAAUUACCAACUGAAGUAUUAUUAGAAAUUUGUUCAACUGUUGAAUUAUUCUUAACUCAUAAUUCAAGAGAAAUUGCUAAAUCAGCUAUUGGUUUCGUUAAAGUUGAAGUUUUGUCAUUACCAGAAGAAUUAAUUAAAAAUAAUUUAAAGGAAUUAUUGGAAAAAUUAAUGAAAUGGUCUCAUGAACAUAAAGGACAUUUUAAAUCAAAGGUUAAACAUAUUUUAGAAAGAUUAAUAAGAAAGUUUGGUAUUGAAGAAGUUGAAAAUGCUAUACCUGAACAAGAUAGAAAAUUGGUGGCUAAUAUUAAAAAGUCAAGAAAUAGAGCUAAAAGAAAACAACAAGAAGAAACUGAAGAAGAUGGUAAAUCUACAUCUGGUGAAAAGAAAUUUGUUUCUGCAUAUGAAGAAGCAUUAUAUGAUUCUGAUUCAGAUGAUGAUAAUGAUAAUGAAGAAGUAGAUCAACGUAAAUCUAACAAGAAGGCACCUGCUCAAUUUAUUUUAGAAAAGGGUGAAGAUCCAUUAAACUUGUUAGAUCGUCAAACUUUAGCUCAUAUUUCUUCUUCUAAACCUAGUAAAUUUUCUAAGAAAGAUGUUAAAGAAUCUCAAUUUAAGACUAAGAAUGGUAAACUUGUUUUCAAUGAUAAUGAUAAUGAUGAAGAUCCAUUGGCUAAUAAGGGUUCUGGCCUUGAUGCUUAUUUAGAAGCUGUUAAACAAGCACCUAUUAGAGGUCAAAGAAAUAAAUUGAAAUAUAAGAGAGGUAAUAGAAAUGCAGAAGAUGAUUGGUCUGAUGAUGAACAAGAUACACCAGAAACUUCAAAUAGAACUAAAAACCCUAAUAAGGGUAAGAAUUUGACUAAUUCUAGAGUCAAUAAACCAAAACAGAAGUUUAAGGCUAGAAAGAAGCUUUAAACUAAUUUUUUGCAUCCGUUAUAUAUGUAUAUUAGCAAUAAAAUAAAUAAAUUUCAGUAUUAACUAAAGUCGUGCGCAAUGUAAUUUUUCAA